Molecule: messenger RNA, 642 nt
Organism: Meloidogyne enterolobii
Lineage: Eukaryota; Metazoa; Nematoda; Chromadorea; Rhabditida; Meloidogynidae
Source: the annotation of a GenBank genome assembly
AUGGGGCUAAGUACUGAUUCUGGUAUUCAACAAAGAAAUAAAUUACUUCAAUCAAUUCAACUUUACGAAUGUUUUUGGACUUAUGCUUUAGCUUUGUGGCAUGCAUAUAGCAGCACAAAUGAUCUUUCUGUUUAUCAAAAUGGAACGAUUUUGGCUGAUGCUGUUGGGCAAAGUUUGGAAGGUCCUUUUGGCACAAUAACUUUAAGUGGAUAUCAAAAACGAAUAGCUCCCUACAAACUUUUUUUGGUUCUUUCGUAUAAUUCAAACAACCAAACGCAAAAUUAUAUGGAUGAAAUUGCAAAUAUUUCAAUAACUACAGACUGUUCAAAAUCCCAACUUACAGCUGAUGGAGUUUGUGUUGGAUUGAUAGCCAAUUUAUUUGUUGUUAAUCAAAAGUUGCCUGAUAAUUUUCCCAAAGAUAUUCCAAAUUGUGGAUUUAAUGGGGAACUUUGUGAUAAUAAAAGUAUUAUAAUAAUUAUUGUGAGUGUUGUUGCUGCUGCUAGCUUGGGAAUUGUUAUAUUUUUGUGCUUCAGAAGAGUGUAUGUAUUCAAUAUUUUUUUAAAGAAUAAGAGGCCAAUUCAUUGUUUUUUUAUUAGAAAAUUAUUUUUAAUUAACCAAUUAAUUGUUUUUAAAAACAAUUAG